Olea europaea var. sylvestris is the source of this 607-nucleotide messenger RNA. Its product is annotated as 50S ribosomal protein L17-like. Gene Ontology annotation, molecular function: structural constituent of ribosome. NCBI's taxonomy places the organism in Eukaryota, Viridiplantae, Streptophyta, Magnoliopsida, Lamiales, Oleaceae. The coding region runs from base 88 to 429 and encodes 113 amino acids. The record is from RefSeq and is a predicted model, not a curated record. The transcript has 4 exons. Gene Ontology annotation, cellular component: ribosome; large ribosomal subunit. Gene Ontology annotation, biological process: translation.
GCAUGAAUUGCUAUAUUUAACUCCUUUCCUUUUCCUUGUGUGUUAUCUUAUUUUUAGGCGAAGGAAGUCCGGAGGCUUGCUGAUAAUAUGGUACAGCUUGGGAAAGAGGGUACUCUCUGUGCUGCAAGGCGCGCUGCUGCCUUUGUACGUGGUGAUGAUGUCCUCCACAAGAUAUUCACGGAAUUGGCUUAUCGAUACAAGGGUAGAGCUGGUGGAUACACGAGAUUACUCCGAACCCGAAUUCGAGUUGGUGAUGCUGCACCAAUGGCCUAUAUUGAGUUUAUAGAUAGAGAAAAUGAACUUAGACAGUCUAAACCACCAACUCCGCAACCUUCUCAGAGGUCUCCCUUGGAUCCUUGGAUGAGAUCUCGACUUACAAGACAAUUAGCACCACCUAAAGAGGAGAAAAGCUCUGAAGCUGAGAAUUAAAAUACAAUCUUUUUGAAAUGUAGGACAAAGGUUUUGUUUUCAUCUUUCUAUUUGAUAUGUAGCCUUUUGUAAUUCCUGAAGGUGAAACCUUUUCUUCGUCAUUUGAAACGAGUGAAAAUAAUGUAGAUUUGGAUUUGCUGUGGUGCUUAAAAUGUUUGGACUGGCUUUUAGUUGCUUC